Carassius auratus (goldfish) is the source of this 3109-nucleotide messenger RNA. Its product is annotated as putative per-hexamer repeat protein 5. Gene Ontology annotation, molecular function: ubiquitin binding. NCBI's taxonomy places the organism in Eukaryota, Metazoa, Chordata, Actinopteri, Cypriniformes, Cyprinidae. Gene Ontology annotation, cellular component: Fanconi anaemia nuclear complex. The coding region runs from base 110 to 1621 and encodes 503 amino acids. The record is from RefSeq and is a predicted model, not a curated record. The transcript is spliced from 4 exons.
CACUUUUGUGACCAAACACGGAAGUAGUUCAAAGAAACUCCCGCGUAGUUUUUUCAUCGUUUGGAUAAGCCAUGUGCCUUUGUUGGAGGUGCAGUGUGUUUACAACCGAAUGACUGCGAUGUCUAAACUAAAGAGGAAGAAGUCAGCGAUAGAGGAGAGUAAAUGCGAGCAGCAGACGACGAUCAAAAAGUCAAAUGGCAGUCUAAGUGCAGAACAGGACAGCAGCUGCAGCAAAACAUCUACAGGCAGGGCGAGAUGGUGGGAGAGUUCUGAAUUAAGUGAUGUGGAGAGACUCUGGGCUCUUACCUUGAGAGCUUUUUGCCCAGCCCUGCAGUCUGAUCAGGAAGAAUGUAUUCCACAGCUCCCCCCACCCUCAUCCACGAAAACUGUACAAAAAAUAAGUGAUUGGAGGUGGUACAGUGCAGAUGAAGAUGUUAAUCCCCCUCUGAAUUUGCCCGCUCCAUCUUUCCUCAACAACCCACAACCAGUGAAUGUGGUCAAGAACCCCUCGCAACCUCCAGCAGCAGAGAGCAUGGGAGAAUGUAGUCCACCAGCCAUCGCUGAUCAAGAGAAUCAUGCAUCUUCACCUGAUCAAGAGAGUGGGUCAGUAUGUGACAUACAAACUGCUCAGCAGCGCCACCUAGAAGACAAUUGGGUUGAGGGUCAUGAAUUGUCAGACGGACAGAGUGACAAAUUUGACCAAGUGGGGAAAGUCACAAAAGGAUCUGGAGCAGGAUUGGAUGUGCAAUCUGGAGCAGGGAAGGGGGUAAAAACAGGUGCAGGCGGAUCUGGAUCAUGGUUAAGAACAGUAUCUGAAGCAGAAGGAUCGGUAUCAGGCAUGGGAACAAAACAAGGAUCAAGUGGAUCUGGAUCAGGGCAGAAAGCAAAAUCUGGAACAGGAGGGUAUGGAGCAGGUCAGCGAGCAAAAUCAGGAGUAAGAGGAUCUGGAUUAGUGCUGGGAGCAAAAUCUGGAGUGGGAUUAGAUGUAGAAUCUGGACCAGGGAAGGGGGUAAACACAGGUGCAGGUGGAUCUGGAUCACGACUAAGAACAAUAUCUGAAGCAGUUUCAAGCAUGGGAACAAAACUCAGAGCAAGUGGAUCUGGAUCAGGGCAGAGAGCAAAAUCAGGGCUAGGAGGAUUUGAAUCAGGGCUGGGAACAAAUUCAAGAGAAAGUGGAUCUGGAUUGGGGCAGGGUACAAAAUCUGGAUUGAAUUUGGGGCAAAAAUCAGCGACAAAAGAAUCUGGAGCAGCAUCUGGAUCAGGACUGGGAACAAAAUUAAUAGCAGAAGGAUCCGGAACAGCAACGGGAACAGGACUGGGAACAAAAUCAGGAGCAGAAGGAUCUAGAGCAGCAUCUGGAACAGGACUGGAAACAACAUCUGGAACAGAAGGAUCUAGAGCAGCAUCUGGAUCAGGAUUGGGGACAACAUCUGAAGCAGAAGGAUCUAGAGCAGCAUCUGGAUCAGGACUGGGAACAACAUCAGGAACAGAAGGAGCUGGAUCAGGACUGGAGUGCUGCCCAAUGUGUCUGAUGCCAUUUCCUGCAGGGUUCACCCAAAUGCAGUGUGAUGGUCAUCUUGCACAAUGUUUAUCAGAGAUGAAUGAAGACAUUAUUUGGUGAUGAUGGAAUGAGGAAAUUCUGUUAUAUCAUUUUAGAUACUUGUGUUUUCCUUCAUGAGCCUGCCAAGUAUUACUUUAAUGUGGCACUGCGCGAUUAAUCACAUGCGAUUGUCAUGCAUGUCUCUUUAGUAAAGCUGGUUCUGUGAUUAGUACUAAUUAUCCAUCACCUGUUUUCAAAUGGAGCAGCACUUAAUAAACAGAUCCGUAGUUCGCUGACAAGCGACGCAAUAUCGCGUUUAUAACUGAAUGUGAUUCAUCUGCCGCUCCAGAGCAGGUGAUGGAUAUUUAGUACUAAUUGCGAUUAAUCGUGCAGCCCUACUUUAAUGUUUUGAUUACUGUACACUGUAAUUGAUAUACUUUAUACAGAAGACCUGGAAAGGAAAAAGAUUUCCUGAAAAUGUACUCUGCCUCAGGCCAUCCAAGAUGUAGAUCAAUUUGUGUCUUCAUCAAAACAGAUAAAUGUAGCCAUACAUCUAUUGCUCAUCAAUGGAUCCUCUGCAGUAAAUGGGUGCCGUCAGAAUGAGAUUCCAAACUUCUGAUAAAAGCAUCACAAUAAUCCACAUCAUUGAAGUCCAUCAGUUAAUCUCGUCAAGUGAAAAAAGCUGCGUGUUUGUAAUAAACAAAUCCAUCAUUACACGGUUUUAAUUUUAAACCUUCACUUCUGGUCCAUAGUCCACAAUAACACUUCCCCCAGUGAAAAAGUCCAUCCCAUGUUGUCCUCUCAAAUCAAAACCCCAUUGACAUACUUAUUUAGAACUGUUUUAGAUAGUUUCCACUUCUGUCAAACUGUGUUGAUCGGUGCAUAUUUCUCUCCUGAUUCAGAGGAGAUUACCCUUUCUCAGGAAAAGCAAUAAUAUGAAUAAGUAGCAUGGUUUGAAAUUAAAAACGUCUUAAAUGUGGUCUUAUUACAAACACACAACUUGUGUAUUACUCACAUUAUUUGCGGAUUAUUGUGAUGUUUUUAUCAGCUGUUUAAACACUCACUCUGACGGCACCCAUUUACUGAAUAGUGAGUAAGUGAUGUAAUGCUAAACUUCUCCAAAUCUUUUGAGAUAAAAGAAACAAACUUGGAUGGCCUUUUCACUUUUGGGUGAACUUUUCCUUUAUAUACUUCUUAUAAGAUACGAUUGGUCAAUAUGCAUUGUGCAAUAAAGACAGUGCUCUCCCACAAACCAGUGUUUUUCUUUUCUUUUUCUUCUUUUCUCCACACCCAGAAAUCAUGAGACAGGAAAUGUAAAGUCAGUACAAUGAACAUUUACUGAUUUACAGUUGUUAUCUAAGAUGCUUAAGACUAAACCUCAUAAACCCAAAGACAUGUUCACAUCUCUCUCUCCCACCCUCAGCCCACAGAAACUCUACUAGAGCUUUCAUUUACAAUAAGUUAUAAAACAAACACUUCAAAUAUAAAAGUAUUCCCCUGUAGCACAUUGAUAAGAGCGUCACUUGCUUUGGAGUCAAUGUAAGGAAAGAACCAAAAAAGAAAAAAAAG